Messenger RNA from Ceratosolen solmsi marchali, 3471 nucleotides. It is a transcript of the gene Psq, whose product is annotated as pipsqueak. Gene Ontology annotation, molecular function: protein binding; DNA binding. Bases 432 to 2498 code for a protein of 688 amino acids. Gene Ontology annotation, biological process: regulation of transcription by RNA polymerase II. The transcript is spliced from 10 exons. Gene Ontology annotation, cellular component: nucleus. Lineage: Eukaryota; Metazoa; Arthropoda; Insecta; Hymenoptera; Agaonidae. The record is from RefSeq and is a predicted model, not a curated record.
GAGACAAGGUGGAAUAGCUUAGCAAAGAUAUAAUUCAACGCCGUACGAAAAAGCGUGCAUUGGAUGAUAAGAAAACAAAGUAUAAUAAGCCCGAUAAGAAGUCACGUAAAAAGAGGAGCCCGAUAAAUAACCAAACGACGUUACAAAAGCGAGCGCGAGUCAACGAAAAAGGCAGAAAUUUAUAUCAGAGAGAAGGCAAAUGCGAACAAAGAUGAGGCGCGUGUAAUAUCGCAAAUCGAGCGAUAAGAAAGCAUAUCGAAGGAGAAAAAAGAUCGAUACGAAAAGUCGGCGUGCAUUAAGAGAUAAGAUUUAAACGAAAGCGCACACGACGCGGAUCUUGAGCGAUGCAGCUGACGAGUUGAAGAGAAUCUAAGCUUAGAAAUAAUAUAAGUAAAUCGAGAUUUCCCGGUUAAAGCUUGACGAGCGGAGGGAUGGCCGGGCAGCACUACUGCCUGCGCUGGAACAACUACCAGUCGAAUAUGACGUCGGUGUUCCAUCAACUCCUGCAGACGGAGGCCUUCGUCGACGUGACGCUGGCCUGCAACGAGGCAUCCUUGAAGGCGCACAAGGUGGUGUUGUCGGCUUGCAGCUCCUACUUUCAGAAGCUGUUGCUAUCGAACCCCUGCAAGCACCCGACCAUCAUCAUGCCCCAGGAUGUCUGCUUCAAUGACCUCAAAUUCAUAAUCGAGUUCGUCUACAGGGGUGAGAUCGACGUCUCCCAGGCCGAGCUUCAGUCGCUGCUUAAGACGGCCGAUCAGCUGAAGAUUAAGGGCCUGUGCGAGGUGCCGGAGAGCAGGGAGGGCCCGUCCGUGAGCCUGAGCUCGCCGCCCCGCGACUCCAGCACGCCUCGGCUCAACUUCGCCAAGCUCAAGAGGCACCAUCCACGUUACAAGAGGCCGAGAACCUCUUACGAGGGUUCGCUUCGCCCCGGUCACGGGCCCGGCCCAAACACGGAGCCGAGACAACACCACCACCAUCACCAUCAUCACCUCGCCGACCCAGCCAAGUACAAAGAGGAGGACUUUGUCGAGAGCUACGUGCGCGACUGCAACAAGGAGAAUCGCCGAGACUGCUGGCCGGCUGAAGAUGACGAUUGCAUGGAGACGACAGCGACGACCACAACAGUAGUCCUGGACUCGUGCCAACGCAGCAGCGGCAGCGUCGGCGGAGGCGGAGGCGGAGGCGGAGGCGGAGGCGGAGGUGGAGGCGGAGGCGGAGGAGGAGGAGACAACAACAACAGCGGUGCCAACAACAACGCCGCCGGUGCAGUGACAAACAACAACGGUGACAUGUUCUGUCACACAGGCCUCGGCCAUUACGGCCACCAUCCUGACCCGGGUGAGGUCGAUCUGCCGCCAGAGACGCAGCCAACGCCGCCCAGCGCCACCCUCGUCGGCACCACAAUCACCCACCUCCGGGACCCUGAUCACCACACGGCAGCGCAAGAAAGUCCUACUCCUCGCUGUCUUCAUUCGUCGUUCAUAAACAGAGACAAGAUGUUUACAGCAGACAUCCAGAGCUGCGACAGCGUGAAGAUAAAGUUCGAGACUCUGCACACGAUGGACUCGUCGGAUACGAUCGACAUCGACAGCCACAUGUCCGACCGGGCGAGCGUAAGCUCGAAAAACGCGGACGACAAUAUGAUGAUGAUUACCCCGGAGCUUUUGGGACUGAUGCCCUCCGGCAGCUCCGUGCACUCGGACUCGGGCGAGAAUAAUUCGCGCAGCCACUCCGGGCAGUCGGGUUCUCAUCAUCACGGCUCCAAGUCCUGGACGCAAGAGGACAUGGACGCGGCACUAGAGGCCCUCAGGAAUCACGACAUGAGCCUCACGAAAGCCUCCGCGACGUUCGGCAUACCGUCAACGACGCUAUGGCAGCGGGCCCACCGCCUGGGCAUCGACACGCCCAAGAAGGACGGGCCGACCAAGUCGUGGAGCGACGAGAGCCUCAAUAACGCCCUGGACGCACUGCGCACGGGCACGAUCUCGGCCAACAAGGCUUCCAAGGCCUUUGGCAUACCCUCGAGCACGCUCUAUAAAAUCGCGAGGCGAGAGGGCAUAAGGUUGGCGGCGCCCUUCAAUGCGAGCCCGACUACCUGGUCACCGGCGGACCUCGACAGAGCGCUCGAGGCCAUCAGGUCCGGCCAGACCUCCGUGCAGCGGGCCUCCACCGAGUUCGGCAUACCCACUGGGACGCUGUACGGGCGCUGCAAGAGGGAGGGUAUCGAGCUCAGCAGGAGCAACCCUACGCCCUGGAGCGAGGACGCCAUGACAGAGGCCCUCGAGGCUGUCAGGUUGGGACACAUGAGUAUAAAUCAGGCGGCGAUCCAUUACAAUUUGCCGUACUCGUCGCUAUAUGGACGCUUCAAGCGCGGAAAAUACGAGGAGCCGGUUGUCAAUGAGAUGUCACAGGACGGCUCGUCGCAGCAUUUCCACCAGAGUCCGACUCAAAAUCACUCAUCCUCCCUUCCCGACCAAAUGCCCUACCAGGGCAGCUGAAAUUUACCCCUUUACUAGAUCGUCCGCAGCUGAUGAUCUAGUAAUACGCGAAGGAAUAUGAACAGCUUAGGCCUUCUUUUUUGAAGGAGGGAGUCGAUGCGACUAGAUUAUUAAAACAAAAUUAGCGAGAGAGAGAGAGAGAGAGAGAACUUUGACAAGUAUGAGAGUGAGAGAGAAACUCUAGAGGACGACCCAGUUACGAGUCAAAUCGUUUAGGGUUGGUUGUGAACGAUUGACUUCCUCCUGUUUGGUUAUGUGAUCGAUUCUGUGAGAGCCGCUCUAUGAACAAUUACAAUGGCGUGAUGAAAAUACGUACGUGGAAUAUUGUUGUAUAUAGAUUAAUCCGAAAGGCUAUAGAGCUUUUUGUGUGUAAUCAUUGGAGCUUACAGUAGUGUCUAAUACCGGAGGAGACGAGAUCUAGGGUGACGGUUGUAGCUGGCCGUUACUUUCUAACUAUAAUCAAUGAUAGAGAGAGGGCAAGUCACAUUGUUUUUCUUAAUAAUGUGCACUUCUAAUUUGCAAUCUCAGACGGCACAAGAUUUAUAACGAUACGUAACAUUAAGCUUCUCAUGGCUUGGCGCACGAUUAUUGGCCAUUAAUUAUCCGUAUCACAUGCGUAUAUCGUCGUAAUUUAUGCUUAUUGUUUUUCGAAAAAAAGUAAUUCUUUCGAUGGACUUCCGAAGUGAAAGGUUAACGUCAUUCGCGUAAUAGCGGCACGUCCAAUCAUGUUGACGAUUCUCCUUAAUAAUAGCAUAUAAGAAUAGUGCAUUGGGUACAUUAGUUCAUGAUUAUAAACGAGCACAAAAUUUUUAUAUGAUUUUUUGUUCUUUUAAAAAAAUCAUUGAUAAUCAUCGGUCAUCGACGAUCCAUUUCAAUCUGCUGAAUGUACUAACUAUAACAGUAAUCGUGAUUGUUUCGAACUCUUCGAUUUCUCAAUCAAAUAGAUUAACGUAGAGAGAGAGAGAGAGAGAGA